Messenger RNA from Boeremia exigua, 1111 nucleotides. RefSeq lists its product as uncharacterized. Bases 261 to 1100 code for a protein of 279 amino acids. NCBI's taxonomy places the organism in Eukaryota, Fungi, Ascomycota, Dothideomycetes, Pleosporales, Didymellaceae. The record is from RefSeq and is a predicted model, not a curated record. The transcript has 3 exons.
GUUACAUUCGCGCUCACAGUCACUCUUUACAGUGUGUUACCACACGUCCUCUCAUUAGAACUUGCCUUUCCGCAUUGGAUUUACUACAUCGACUACUUACAGCCAAGAUCAUCAUUGCUUUACCGCUUUCGAACCGCCUGUUAUACGUUUGAUUACCAGACGAGGAUCCCGACAACCACUUCACCAAGUGAUCAUCACGCUCAGUACGAGUCAACGCAGCCGGUGCUUUCGAACUUUCUUUACUAUACCCAUAAGUCAUAAUGUCGAACUGGUUUGGCGACCUCCAGUUGGCGUACAAGUACAUUGUCGUCUUCUUGUCUCUUCUGGCCCUGGUGAUGCUGGCUGGGUUUAUCAAGGUUUUCUUUGACCGCAGGAAGUUGAACGCGUUCGUGAAGAAGGAUGAGGAGACUGCGGCUACCAGGGAAGACACAGUAGAGCUCAACCAGCGCGAGAAGGACGAGGGCGACCUCUUCGGUAUCCGUGCCAUCGAGGCUGGCUUCUACGCUGGCGUUGCACAGUCGCGGCCAACCUCGAGAGCUGGAUCGAUCGUCGGGCACCCCAACAUGAGCUCGUCGACGCUCGUCGCCAACCCCAACUCGCCUCUGCUGAAGCCGCACCCGAACGGAGGAAGCACAGUCAGCCUGUCGCUGGGGAAGAACAGCAACCGUGACUCGGAGACGCUCCCAGACCGUAGGCAAUCCCCUCCUCACAUGAAACUGCGACCGUCCGAGGCUGAACUCAGCGGAAGGCAUAACCCUUACGACGCCUCAGUAGACAUGUCACUGAGCGUCCCCCCCUCUCCCGGCUUCCGCACCCAGCCCACCACCUUCGGCGGGCCCGACAGCGACAACGACACCGCCACCUCGCCCCGCUCCGCUGACUUCAACCCGCACUCCUACUCGCCCGCGCCCUCGAUCUCCAUGCCCGACGCCCUGCGCGUCUCGCACGCCGACGCAUCCACCCGGGCCGCGUCUGAGCACCCCGGCCACGCCACGCCUCCCUCCCCCGGCCACGCCCCCACCACGGGGCUCCCCCUGCUGCCCGCCUCCGCAAGGAACGCACGCACGCCUGAGAUCCGCGUCGACGAGCCGGGUAGGUAGCCAGAUUGAGG